AUGGUAUCGAAUCCGAUGAUAUUCACAUUCGUGCUUAUUUUAUCUGUUGGUAUUUUCAAGCAAACCGUUCAAGCAGACACGCAACGGUCAAAUAGUAAUGGUAUGCGUCGAACUCAUCGUGCUGCUGACGAAAGAAUAUUAUUAUCGGCAUCUGCGACAUUACUUGCUUCUAGUAUAGAGUGCAAAGCUGAUGUACAAAAAUAUUGUGCUAAAGGCACUGCACGAGCGGUUAUUAAUUUGAAAGUAUUACAAUGUUUUGAUGAUCUUGAUAAUGCCGUGAAUUUGAUAAGUAAAGAAUGUCAAAAUCGUAUUUAUAAAUUUAAAUAUAAUAUGACACAUGAUGUACGUUUCGACGAUGGGGCAAUCAAAUAUUGUGCCAAGGAUAUUAAAUAUUUGGAUGAAUGUAACGAUCGCACCGAUGAACGUGGCACUGGCCGUCUUGUUUCAUGUUUAUAUGAUCGUUUGGGUAAUAUAACUGAACCGUCAUGUCGAAAUUUUAUUAAUCAACUACAAUCGGUUAUAUUCACCGACUGGCGUUUAUCAGAAUAUUUUACUACUGCCUGUUUCAAGGAUAUUACAGAUCUCAAAUGUGGACGAUUAGACGAUGAUAAUGAUACUUUACCACAUAAUCAAGGUGCUGUUAUUGCAUGUUUAUCGCGAAACAACGAUGGUUUAUCUAAACCAUGCUUGAAACAUAUAUCUCGACUACAUGAGAUGCAAUCAAAUGAUUAUCAUCUAGACCGGGCACUGUACUAUGCAUGCCGCGAUGACCGCGAACGUUUGUGUACUCAAGUUUCAAGCGGCAAUGGUCGAGUUUACCGAUGUUUAUAUGACAAUAAAUUUAAUACUAUGAUGUCAGCAGAUUGCCGUAAAGAAGUUCAUCGACGACAAAAAAUGGUAGCUACCAAUGCCCUGUUGGAUGCGCCAUUGGUUCGAGCAUGUGGCACCGAAAUGCGUGAACAUGAAUGCGUUGCUAAUCCAAAAGAUCCCGAUCCUCAAUUAUCACUUAUUAAUUUACUUCUUUGCCUUGAAGAUAGAAUUAAAAAAGGUAACAACAUAAAAGAUGAUUGUCGCCGUGAAGUACUUAUGCAUCGUCGUAUGCUAAUGUCGGAUUACGCUGUUUCGCCUGAAAUUGUUGCUCAAUGUAAAAAUGAAAUGGUUCAGCAUUGUGCUUCAUUAUAUCAACAAGGUGCUAGCGGUACCAUUGAUCAACGUGGCGGUCGAAUGAUUCAUUGCUUAUUAGGUGCAGCUCGUAAAGAAAAAACUUUUAGUCCUGCAUGUUUAUCAAGCGUUAAAACAUUGGUGCGAGCUGUCGAUCCAGGUAAUGAUAUACGAGCCGAUCCACUUUUGGAAACAGCUUGUCGAUCGGUCAUUGAUACGUUAUGUGCAAGAAUAAAACCCGGUGAUUCAAAUGUAGUUUUAUGUCUAAUGGAUAAUUUAAAAAAUAGUCGCAUGACAGAAGAAUGUGAAGAUCGUCUUAUGGAAGUUGCUUAUUUUAUGUCACGUGAUUGGAGAUUGACACCAAAAUUAAUGCGUUCAUGCCAAAAAGAUCUUAUUAAAUUAUGUGAACUACCACCAAACUGGUCUAUGACCAGUAAUAUGAGUGAUGUUAGUUUAGGACAAUAUCUAAGUUGUUUAUAUCGACACAAGAAAGAACUUGACAAUGAAUGUCGUAAUGAAUUUCAAAAAAUAAUGCGUACUCGAACAACAUCAAUUGGUUUAAUGCCUGAAAUUGAAGAUAAAUGUAUAGAAGACUUAGCGAGUUGUAAAAAUCCAGAAAUUAAAGGAGAAGAAAUGAAAUGCUUACAAAAGAAAUACAAAAACCUUGAAGAUUCAUGUAAAACUGCUGUUAAAGCUUUUACAAAAAUGACCAUAACUGAUCCAUCUCUUGACUUUCUUCUUAUGAAAACAUGCGACCCGAUGAUACAAUUGUUUUGUGCGAAUAUUGGCACCGGUCAUGAAAAUGAUUUACUCCGUUGUUUAAUCAAUAAUAAGAACAAUCAAAAAAUGGAUUUUCGUUGUAAAACAAGCAUCGAACAUCAUCAAAUAAUAAGUUUGAAAGAUAAAGCAUUCUUAAGUGAACAAUUUCAGAAGAAAUGUGAAAAAGAAUUAACUGAACAUUGCCCAGGAAAAAAGACAAAAUCAGGAACUAUUCAAUGUCUUGCUGGCAUUGUCCUACAAGAUGUCUUAAAAAAAACAAAUCGAAUAAAUGAAGAAUGUCGUAGUGAAUUAAAAUUUGAACUUCUUCAACGUAGUGAAAACAUUAAUUUCGAUCCCCUAUUCGCUAUAGCAUGUAAAAAUGAUAUUUCUAAAUUUUGCGCAGAUCGUACGGCAGGCAAUGCUCAGGUUAUUGAUUGUCUGAAAGCAAAUCAUAAGAAAGUGUCAGAAGCAUGUUAUGCCAAGUUGAAAAAACGGGAAAAAAUUGAUAUCGUCUUACCAGGAGCUGAUUAUAGUUUAACAACAAAGUGUGCUCCACUUAUUCAGAAAUAUUGCGCCACUGCAAAUAAACAAAAUUUGUUAUCGUGCUUACGACGUAAUAUCAAUCAAGACAAUACGCCAGUUCCAUGUCGAACUGUUCUCUAUCGUCGUUUAAUGAUUCUUAAUACGGAUGGCCGGUUCCAUAAAGGUUUAAUUGAAAAUUGCCAAACUGAUAUUGAUAAACAUUGUCAAAAUUUGAUCAUCGAUGAAGAUAAUGAUGAUGAAGAAUCCGACGAUGCUGAUGAUAAAAAUAAAAACGAUAAGAAUCCAACGGAUGACGAUGUACAAGAUCGUGAUAUGGGUGGUAGAAUCAUUGGAUGUUUACGUUCAAAAUAUGCUAACACGCAAGCUGAAUUAGAACCGAAAUGUAUCGUUGAACUAGUUGAUGUUAUUCAAACAUCAAAACUUGAUAUUGAAUUUGAUGUUAAACUUUAUCAAAGUUGUAAGAAUAUAAUCAAUUCGCAAUGUUCUGGCUCAGAAAAAGAAGAUUGUCUAAAAUUAUUGUAUCAGCGAAAUAAAAUUACGGAGGCAAAUUGUAAACAAGAAAUUAUACGUAUUAUACGAGAAGGACGAGCUGAUGUACAUGUUGAUCCUGCAUUAUCAACUGCAUGUCAAGUUGAUAUUCUUAAAUAUUGUAAUGAUGUUCCAAUAGGAAGUGGUAAACAAUUAAACUGUUUAAUACAAAUGAGUAAAUCUGUUACACCUUAUUGUAAAAGUAUGCUAUUGAAACGGCAAGAACUAUGGGAUAGUAUUUCUCGCAUCGAUGAUUUAGAAGAUUUAACAAGAGAAAUUUCCAAGUCGACUAAUAAUGUUUAUCUCUACGCAGCAAUUAUUUCAAUAUUAUUUGUAAUAUUUCUAGCUGGUUGUUGUUCUCGUCGAUGUAUUCGAGUUCGUCGUGUACAAAAAUAUCAAUAA
Rotaria socialis is the source of this 3393-nucleotide messenger RNA. NCBI's taxonomy places the organism in Eukaryota, Metazoa, Rotifera, Eurotatoria, Philodinida, Philodinidae. The record is from the annotation of a GenBank genome assembly.